Molecule: messenger RNA, 1370 nt
Organism: Musa acuminata subsp. malaccensis (wild Malaysian banana)
Lineage: Eukaryota; Viridiplantae; Streptophyta; Magnoliopsida; Zingiberales; Musaceae
Product: protein FLX-like 1
Source: RefSeq, a predicted model, not a curated record
CGUCCGACAGAGCGUUCCCAGGAGCCAUCUAAUUCUAUACGCCCUGUGUAAUGAAUACAUGCUUUAAGAUCAGACAGCGUUAAGAUCCCACAGCGAAGGCUUGUUUCAAGUCCCUGGGGAGAAACGAGGGUUUCGUCGACGAUGUCGGGGAGGAGCCGUAUGCCGCAGCACGGCAUGAAGGGCCCGCCGCCGUCGCUCCACGAUGUGCCGCCUACCCCUUUCGGCGGCCGCGGGCGCGGCCCGAUCCACCACGCCGCCCUCCUCAAGGAGAUGAGAGACGGCCCCCCCUUCGGCCUCCGCGGUGGCCAUGCCCCUCACCCUGCCGUCAUCGAGGAACGCCUCGCCGCCCAACACCAGGAGAUCCAGGGCCUCCUCGCCGACAACCAGCGCCUCGCCGCCACCCACGUCGCCCUCAAGCAGGAGCUCGACGCUGCCCAGCACGAGAUCCGCCGCAUGUCCCAUGCUGUCGCCUCCAUGCAAGCCGACAAGGAUCUGCAGCUUCGUGAGACUUAUGAGAAGUCGAUGAAGCUGGAAUCGGAGCUGCGAGCUGCGGAGGCUAUGAGGGGGGAGCUGAUACAGAUCCGUGGGGACAUACAGAAGCUCAAUGCGGUGAGGCAGGAGCUGACAGGUCAGGUUCAGGCCGUUACCCAGGACUUGACUCGUGCCUCGGCAGAUUUGCAACAGGCACCAGCGAUUAAAGCUGAAAUUGAAGCCAUCAAGCAGGAAACUCAACGGGUGAGGGCUGCUAUCGAGUAUGAGAAGAAGGGUUAUGCAGAGAAUUAUGAGCAAGGGCAAGUUAUGGAGAAGAAUUUGAUUUCAAUGGCACGUGAGGUUGAGAAGUUAAGAGCUGAGGUCGCUAAUGCUGAAAAACGGGCACGAGCAGCAGCAGCUGCUGGGAAUCAAGGUGCAGUUUAUAGUGGAAAUUAUGGCAAUCCAGAUCCCAAUUAUGGUGCAAAUCCGUAUCCAUCUGGCUAUGGCGUGAAUCCUGUUCCUGGAGUGACGGAUGCUGGUCCUCAGUAUGGAUCUGGGUCUGGCCAUGGUUCUUGGGGAGCAUAUGACAUGCAACGAGCUCAUGGACGCCGAUAAAAAAGAGUGGCAGUCAUCAGUGCUGCUAUGCGUUUUCUAUAUAUGAUCCUCUGGGGGCAGCUUAAUAGCUACCUCCCUAGUUUUCUAUCGAGUGUCGUUGAUCAGAAAUGAUGUGGUGGACAGACUCACUACAAAUCUUUUGGGUGUUCACUAUUCUAGCUUUUGGUUAUGACAGUAAGUGAUUAUUCGGCAAAAGCAUUGCUCAAUACUAAUUUUAGUAUGAUAUUUUUACGUGCAACAUGGCUAUUAUUAACUAAAUAUGGUUCUCUUCAGUGAUUAAUUUA